UACUACGGGCCACUUUUAACUGAUCUGUUUCAUAAAAUCUCAAUAAAAUGCAUUGAGGCUUGUGGCUUGAAAGGCCUCUCAUAUAUUGUACUUGUUUAGCUUUCACCAUCAGUUUAAUCCCUUUAUCUGGCACUUCUAAGCAGUGUAUAUCACCAGGCGAUCAGUUUCCUGCAGGGCCAUCUGACACCUAUGAAAGGCAACUUGCUGCCCUGAGUGAGUCAGGUGAUCGGGGGCUUUUAGGUAGAGUCGCACCACGAAACCCAGUCUCCCUCCAGCGAGACACGCCAGUAGCCAAGAUGACCUUCAUUGCUAAGACCUUCUACGACCUGAGGGCCACCUCGCUGGAAGGGGACCCUGUGGACUUCAACGUCUUCAGGGGACGCGUUGUCCUCAUAGAGAAUGUGGCCUCGCUCUGAGGCACCACCACCCGGGACUUCAGCGAGCUCAGUCAGCUACAGAGCAAGUACCCUCAUCGGCUGGUGGUCCUGGGCUUCCCAUGUAACCAGUUUGGAUACCAGGAGAACUGUACCAAUGGCGAGAUUCUGCAUUCACUGCAGCACGUGCGACCAGGCGGCGGCUUCAAGCCCAACUUCACCAUGUUCGAGAAGUGCGACGUCAACGGAGCAAACACACACCCAGUCUUUGCCUAUCUGAAAAGCAAACUCCCCUUUCCCGAAGACGACCCCAGCUCCCUCAUGCAGGAUCCCAAAUUCCUGGUUUGGAGUCCGGUCAGCAGGGCGGACGUCUCCUGGAACUUCGAGAAGUUCCUCAUCGGGCCGGAGGGAGAGCCCUUUAAGAGAUACAGCAAGAAUUUCCCAACUAUUGAUGUAGAGCCUGACAUCCAAAGACUGCUAAGAUUAACAAAGACCUAAGAAUAGCCUCUGCCACCUAAUGGCUUUUCAUCCAUUACUGUCAAAACUGGCAUGCUGGCCUCCACACAUUUAAGCCUUAAUAAAUGAGGGUGAUAUUUUAAAUCGUUGAUGGAAUAUCAUCUGAGGUCACAUAAGUGCUUAAAAUUAGUGGAAGUUCUUUGUAUUUUUCAAAAAAUAAUAAAUGUAUUUUAUAGAGUAUGAUCAUUGGGGAAACCUGAGAAUGGAUCCUUUCUGUUUUUGGUCUUACGUUAGUGCUACCAGCAGAUGGCGCUACCGAACCAUCUUGCAAAUAGAAACACCAGUCACGCUUUUAUGAAUUGGCAUUCAAAGAGCAAACAAAAAUGUUUGUGCUGAAAUAAAAUCUUGAAGCCUA
Fundulus heteroclitus (mummichog) is the source of this 1245-nucleotide messenger RNA. Its product is annotated as glutathione peroxidase 2. The transcript is spliced from 2 exons. Gene Ontology annotation, molecular function: glutathione peroxidase activity. Lineage: Eukaryota; Metazoa; Chordata; Actinopteri; Cyprinodontiformes; Fundulidae. The record is from RefSeq and is a predicted model, not a curated record. Gene Ontology annotation, biological process: response to oxidative stress.